Aspergillus fischeri NRRL 181 is the source of this 1185-nucleotide messenger RNA. Its product is annotated as putative O-methyltransferase. Gene Ontology annotation, molecular function: O-methyltransferase activity. Bases 1 to 1185 code for a protein of 394 amino acids. NCBI's taxonomy places the organism in Eukaryota, Fungi, Ascomycota, Eurotiomycetes, Eurotiales, Aspergillaceae. The transcript has 4 exons. The record is from RefSeq and is a predicted model, not a curated record.
AUGACUGUGCCGGACCACAAAGUCAACGUCGACGAAGCAAAGGCUAUCCUUUCUCAGUUGAAUGCCCUGGAUCUGCAAAAAUCCGGGUCGCAUCAGGAUUUCAUUCUCAAAUGCCAGUCACUGAUCGACAUCUUCCAGAAGCCUGGGGAUAAGGCGUUAGAGAUUUUAACAUCGUUCACCGUAUUCCCUUGUCUCCACGUUGCCAGUGAUCUCGGGAUAUUCGAAAAGCUAUCCAAAGGCCCCUUGACGGCUCGUCAGUUGGCGGAGCAGACGGGAGCGGACUUGGUGCUCGUUGCUCGGCUGAUGCGCGUAAUCGUCGGGGCGAAGGUAGUCGCUGAAAUAGACUCGGAAACCUACGCUCCAACGCCUAUAUCCAAUCUAUAUGCUACGUCUGCUUACGCUGCUGGGUUUGGCAUGUAUGGCGCGAUUGUCGAUAAGCUGGGCUGUUUCCCUGAGUAUCUCAGAGAAACGAACUACCGCAACCCAGCCGACCACGAGAAUGGAAUAUUCCAGUACUGCUUCCGAACCAAUCUUACAACCUUCCAGUGGAUAAAUCAGAACCCUGAGGUGGCUCGUGAUUUUAAUCUCUUCAUGACAACUCGCCACGCCCAGCAACAUUGGUCCGACACCUAUCCAGUCUGGAAAGCGAUCAGUGAUGGCGUCACGCUCGACGCUCAGAAUCCAUUGGUCGUCGACGUGGGAGGCGGAAUGGGCCAUGAUUUGCAAGUUCUCAAAACGAAAUUGCCAUCGAUCAGGAAGGGUCAAUUGAUUGUGGAGGAUCAAGCUUCAGUCAUCGACGCCAUUCCGGCCGACAUGCAGGAUCCAGAUCUGCAAUACGUAAAGUACGAUUUUUUCACACCGCAGCCCGUCCAUGGCGCGCGCGUAUAUCUGCUCAAGUCCAUCAUUCACAAUUGGCCUGAUCACAAGGCGGUCGAUAUUCUGCGGAAUGUCGCGUCUGGGAUGAAGCGCGGGUACUCCAAGGUUUGGCUUUUCGGUGCCAUUGUUCCGGAUACCAAUGCUCCUCAAAUGCUGGCUGGGUUGGAUAUCAUUAUGAUGGUUCUUCUGGCGGCUAUGGAGAGAACCAAGCAACAUAUAGCGGAGCUGUUGGAUAAAGCGGGCAUGGUCCUGACGGAUGUGCAGAUGGUUGGUGAUGGAUACGGGGUCAUUGAAGCUAUGCUCAAGUAG